Messenger RNA from Lasiosphaeria miniovina, 2525 nucleotides. RefSeq names its product tryptophan synthase beta subunit-like PLP-dependent enzyme. Bases 214 to 2352 code for a protein of 712 amino acids. The transcript has 5 exons. Gene Ontology annotation, molecular function: tryptophan synthase activity. Gene Ontology annotation, cellular component: cytoplasm. NCBI's taxonomy places the organism in Eukaryota, Fungi, Ascomycota, Sordariomycetes, Sordariales, Lasiosphaeriaceae. Gene Ontology annotation, biological process: L-tryptophan biosynthetic process. The record is from RefSeq and is a predicted model, not a curated record.
GUUGUUGGUGGCGUGGCGGGGUCCCUGGGAUUGGAAAAAUCGGUGACUCAGGUCCACGGGAAGGUGCCUACCUUACUUGAACAACUGUCCUCCAAUGUCUUUGCUCCUUCACCGUCUUUUUUCCAGUCUUGUCUCUCAACUUGCUGUGCUGCUCUGAAAACAACCAAUCGACCCAAUUGACCCAAUUGAUCCAAUUGACUUGCCCGCACCACCAUGGAGGGCCUCAAGCAGACUUUCCGGCGCUGCAAAGAGCAGAACCGCGCUGCUCUCGUCACCUAUGUCACGGCCGGGUUCCCCAACCCCCAGGCCACUCCCGAUGUCCUCCUGGCCAUGGAGAAGGGUGGAGCAGACAUCAUCGAGCUCGGCGUUCCCUUCACCGAUCCCAUUGCCGACGGACCGACGAUCCAGGCCUCCAACACGAUUGCCCUCCAACAUGGAGUCACGAUCGAGUCGACGCUGCAGAUGGUGCGCGAUUCCCGCAAGCGCGGCCUGCGCGCCCCCAUCCUGCUCAUGGGCUACUACAACCCGCUGCUAAGCUACGGCGAGGACCGCCUGCUGCGCGACUGCAACGACGCCGGCGUCAACGGCUUCAUCGUCGUCGACCUGCCGCCCGAGGAGGCCAUCUCGUUCCGCAAGAUGUGCACGCGCGGAGGGCUAUCCUACGUGCCGCUCAUCGCGCCGGCCACUUCGGACAAGCGCAUGCGCCUCCUCUGCAAGCUCGCCGACUCGUUCAUCUACGUCGUGUCGCGCCAGGGCGUGACGGGCGCCACGGGUACCCUCAAUGCCAACCUGCCGGAGCUGCUGAGCCGCGUCAAGUCGUACAGCGGGGACAUGCCCGCCGUUGUCGGGUUCGGCGUGAGCACCCGUGAGCACUUUGUGUCGGUCGCUCAGAUUGCCGACGGCGUUGUCGUCGGCAGCAUGAUUGUCACGACGCUGCAGAAGGCCGCCAAGGGCGAAGAGGCCAAGUCCGUGCAGGAGUUUUGCUCGUACCUGUGCGGGCGCACCAGCACCGCUGAGGAAGAGGCCACGCGCGAGGUCGGCAUUGUCGAGGCCAUCUCGGGGGCCCGGCAGAACGGCGACGUGUCGGUGGACGACGUCGUCACCGAGGAGACGGAAGACUUUGUCGCCCAGCUGGCGGCGCUCCACGGCAAGAUCCCGGACCGCUUCGGCGAGUUUGGCGGCCAGUACGUGCCCGAGUCGCUGAUGGACUGCCUGUCGGAGCUGGAGGAGGGCUUCAACAAGAUCAAGGACGACCCGGCCUUUUGGGAGGAAUACCGCUCGCACUACCCCUGGAUGGGGCGGCCCGGCCACCUGCACAAGGCCGAGCGGCUGACGGAGUAUGCCGGCGGCGCGAACAUCUGGCUCAAGCGGGAGGACCUCAACCACACGGGAUCGCACAAGAUCAACAACGCCGUCGGCCAGCUGCUCCUGGCCCGGCGCCUCGGAAAGACCAAGAUCAUUGCCGAGACGGGCGCCGGCCAGCACGGCGUCGCCACGGCCACCGUGUGCGCCAAAUUCGGCAUGGAAUGCACCGUCUACAUGGGCGCCGAGGACGUGCGCCGCCAGGCGCUUAACGUGUUCCGCAUGAAGCUGCUGGGUGCCAAGGUGAUUGCGGUCGAGGCGGGCAGCCGCACGCUCCGCGACGCCGUCAACGAGGCUCUCCGCGCCUGGGUGGUGAACCUUGAGGACACGCACUACAUCAUCGGGUCGGCCAUCGGGCCUCACCCGUUCCCCACCAUUGUGCGCACGUUCCAGUCGGUCAUUGGCAACGAGACCAAGGCGCAGAUGCUCGAGCAGCGCGGGAAGCUGCCCGAUGCUGUUGUCGCCUGCGUGGGCGGCGGCAGCAACGCGGUGGGCAUGUUCUACCCGUUCAGCAACGACCCGAGCGUCAAGCUGCUGGGCGUGGAGGCGGGUGGCGAGGGCAUCGACACGCCGCGCCACAGCGCCACGCUGACGGCGGGCACCAAGGGCGUGCUGCACGGCGUGCGCACCUACAUCCUGCAGAACGAGCACGGCCAGAUCGACGACACGCACUCGGUGUCGGCCGGCCUCGACUACCCGGGCGUGGGCCCGGAGCUGUCGCAGUGGAAGGACUCGGAGCGCGCCAAGUUCGUGGCGGCCACGGACGCCGACGCCUUUAUCGGCUUCCGCCUGAUGAGCCAGCUCGAAGGCAUCAUCCCGGCGCUCGAGUCGGCCCACGGCAUCUACGGGGCCAUCGAACUGGCCAAGACCAUGACUAAGGACCAGGACAUUGUCAUUUGCGUCAGCGGCCGCGGCGACAAGGACGUGCAGAGCGUGGCCGACGAGCUGCCGACCCUGGGCCCCAAGAUUGGCUGGGAUCUGCGCUUCUGAGAGAGGAGUGAGCGAGGUGAGCGAGGUGGGCGAGGUGGGCGAGUUGGUGGUGACGCCGCGAGGUUGAAGACUACAUUAUUACAUUCGUCGAUAUGACCGUUUAAACCCGACUCUAUUUCAGCCACAGAUAUGAUGGCCUCAAAUAUAGAGCAAUACAGACCUGUUCCAGGCAA